Merops nubicus (carmine bee-eater) is the source of this 366-nucleotide messenger RNA. RefSeq names its product centromere protein S-like. Gene Ontology annotation, cellular component: Fanconi anaemia nuclear complex; FANCM-MHF complex. The annotation marks the transcript as partial. Gene Ontology annotation, molecular function: chromatin binding; protein heterodimerization activity. Lineage: Eukaryota; Metazoa; Chordata; Aves; Coraciiformes; Meropidae. The transcript is spliced from 4 exons. The record is from RefSeq and is a predicted model, not a curated record. Gene Ontology annotation, biological process: replication fork processing; resolution of meiotic recombination intermediates.
AGGCUGAAGGCUGCGGUUCACUACACGGUUGGCUGCCUGUGUCAGGAUGUUGCAGAAGACAGAGGCGUGCAGUUCAGCAAACAAACCAUUGCAGCGAUUUCAGAGAUCACCUUCAGGCAGUGUGAGACCUUCGCAAAAGACCUUGAAAUGUUUGCAAGGCAUGCAAAACGAAGCACAGUCACUACAGAAGAUGUGAAGCUUUUGGCUAGAAGGAGCAGCUCUUUGCUAAAGUAUAUCACCCAGAAGAGUGAAGAGCUCACAUCAAGUAACAUGGAGCAAAAGGAGAAGAAGAAAAAGUCCAGUGCAGCUAAAGGAAGGAGAAAUUCUGGAGAACAAGAAGCAGCUGUGGCUGAAAGUGAAGAUUGA